Molecule: messenger RNA, 1612 nt
Organism: Leptinotarsa decemlineata (Colorado potato beetle)
Lineage: Eukaryota; Metazoa; Arthropoda; Insecta; Coleoptera; Chrysomelidae
Biological process (GO): motor neuron axon guidance; protein dephosphorylation
Molecular function (GO): protein tyrosine phosphatase activity; protein binding
Source: RefSeq, a predicted model, not a curated record
ACCCUUAAUACUUACAUUUUGGGCUACAAAAAACCCAGAUGUUACAUCGCUACCCAAGGACCGAAGAACAAUACAUUGGCAGACUUUUGGAGGAUGAUUUGGCAAGAGAAAGUUAAGAAUAUCGUAAUGUUGGCGAAUGUUUACGAAAAUGGAAAGAAAAAAGUGGAAAAAUACUGGCCCGAUAUAAACGAAGAUUUGAAAUUUGGUAUCAUCAGAGUUCAACACGUUUCAACAGACACCUUCGCAAACUUCGAUAUCAGAAUAUUCAGUAUUCACUGUAAUAAUGAAGAAAGGAAGAUUGAGCAACUACAUUACACCACAUGGCCAGACCACGGAGUUCCUCUGUAUUCUCAGAGUUUGGUACCUUUUCUACGAAGAGUUCUCAAAAUUCCGUAUAAUCCUCAGUCGCCUAUUGUUGUACAUUGUAGUGCUGGAGUCGGACGUACUGGUACAAUAAUAUUGAGCGAUAUAUGCCUGCGGAUGGCAGCAGGAGAAGGUUGCAUAGACUUCCUAGCUCACCUGGAAAAUAUAAGGAACCAGCGAGCUAAUUUGGUCGACAACGUCGAGCAAUACAAGCUGGCGCAUCUCGUUGUUGUAGAAUGUCUAUUCGCCAUGCACACGGCUGUACCUUGUAACGAAGACAUGCCGAACACUGUCGACGAGAUUUUGAAAAGUGGUGGCAUUGAAACCCAGAUGAAGUACAUCAUAGAAACGCAGUGGCAGGAUUUCGCCAUGGAAACCAUGUUGGAACACGAGCAAACUUUUCCUAUUUAUCCAGAGAAGAAUAGAUUCGAAAAUAUCAUUCCAAGGCACUACCGUGUUUUUCUAACGUGUUAUCCAGUCGACGACGCGUCAUCGAGUUAUAUCAACGCCGUCUUAGUUGACGGUUUCAGAAACCCAGGACGAUAUAUAUCCACCCAACAGCCUAUGCCGAAUACGCUUGGAGAUUUUUGGAGGCUAGUAGUCGAGAGAUCGUGUGGCACUAUUAUAUCUCUCAAUUCUCUCGAUUUCAAGGACCAGACGGUAUGUAAGUUUUAUCCCAAUAAAAAUGAGGAGCUGAAUCCACUGGAUAUUAUUACAGUACAACAUGUGAAAACCAAAGGACUGGAAUACUAUAAAGUAAUCACGGUGCAGGUACAUUCAAACAUGACAAAUCCGUUCAAUGUCGACAUCAUAGAAAUUAACAACUGGGCAUCUAACGCUUUGUGCCCCAACAGUAUAGAAGAGUUCUUAUCUUUCAUAGAUGCUGCUGAGGCUAUAUCAAGAAAAAGUGAACGUGUCAUUGUAACAUGCUAUGACGGGGCAACUGCUUCUGGAUUGUACUUGGCGAUGACAUUUCUGAUAGAGAAAAUGAAACUUGAGCAAGACUGUGAUGUUUGCCUGGCUGUGAGGACCAUUCGACAUAGUAGACAGGAAUUUGUCACUACAGAGGAGCAGUACAAAUUCCUGUACGAGGCAUCAGUUACUUUCAUAACUGGAUUUCAAUCGUACUCCAAUUUCACCUGAUGACUGAAACUUUUAUAACGUAAUAAUGUUUAUAAUGAAGUAUAUUCAAGAAAUUGUUCAUAAAAGUAUUUUAAUUGAGUGAAAUAAACUAAGUAAUGAAAAUCAA